AUGCAGAUGGAAGAAGAUCAUAAAGUGAGUGAUUACUUCUCAAAACUAACAGCCAUUGUCAACCAAAUGAAAACUUGUGGGGAGAACAUUACAGGUCAGAUGGUAGCAGAAAAGGUGGUGAGAUCUUUAAGAACAAAGUUUGAUUUCAUAGUUAUAGCUAUCCAAGAAGAAAAGGAUGUGAGAACUGUGAAAAUCGAAGAAUUGCAAAAUUCACUGGAAGCACAUGAGCUCCUGGUGUUUGAUAGAAGCUCUGAAAGAUUAGUUCAACAAGCACUCCAAGUUCAAACUUUCAAGAAAGAAGGAAAUCAUAAGAUUUUCAAGAAGAAGGGAAAGAGCAUAGCAGAUUGGUCCAACAAUGGGAAGAACAAGUGUGUAGACAAAGCUGGAUCUUCAAGGAGAGGAUGCUUUGGCAGAGGUCAAAACAAGAAGAGAGGGUUUGACAAAAGUAAAGUGCAAUGCUUUAACUGUGAGAAACAUGGGCAUUUUGCUGAUGAAUGUUGGUUCAAGAAAGAUCAAAAAAUUGAUAAAGAAGCAAAUCUGGCUCAUGAAGAGGACUCCAUCAUAGCGUUGUUAAUGGCUACUACCAGUGAUGAAAAAAAAUAA
Molecule: messenger RNA, 603 nt
Organism: Lathyrus oleraceus (garden pea)
Lineage: Eukaryota; Viridiplantae; Streptophyta; Magnoliopsida; Fabales; Fabaceae
Exons: 1
Coding region: 1-603 (200 amino acids)
Molecular function (GO): zinc ion binding; nucleic acid binding
Source: RefSeq, a predicted model, not a curated record